This is a messenger RNA of Blumeria graminis f. sp. triticale, 1026 nucleotides long. NCBI's taxonomy places the organism in Eukaryota, Fungi, Ascomycota, Leotiomycetes, Helotiales, Erysiphaceae. The record is from the annotation of a GenBank genome assembly.
AUGAAUACUGAUCCGCUUACUGCAAAGCUUCAACCUUCUAUCCGCGCCUUCUUUCAGCCUCGCCAACCUUAUUCGAAGACAGCUAAUAGAGCUGGUCAGGAGGAAUUGCCGUAUGAACCCCCGUUAACUUCACUAGCACCAUCUAGUGCUCCUCAACACAGAGGAAUCCCUCAAUCAAGUGACUCCUCAAAUAUCCCCAAGCAAGCAAAUAUCACUCCAAUAACCCAGGCAACAAUUCAACCUUUGCGGCGGAUUAAUGCCCUGCUCCUCCCAAUCUCAUACCCAGAUUCAUUCUAUCACCAAGCGAUAUCAGGUGAUUCCUCCACCACUUUCUCUCAUGUAAUUCUCUGGUCAGAUCCGGAGCCAAAGGUGGUUGGAGGAAUAAUAUGCCGCCUAGAAGAUCCAGUGUCACACGAAUUCCGACUAACCGACGCUCUCUUGGACACCAGUAGAUGCUAUGAUAUCUACAUUCAAUCUUUGGCACUUUUGUCACCUUAUUGCGGCAAAGGACUGGCUGCAGAAGCACUAAGGAGAGUAGUUGAUGCUGCAACCUCGUAUCCUCGUUUGAGGAUUGGCAGUAUUUUCGCCCAUGUCUGGACCAACAACACUGAAGCAUUGAACUGGUAUUCAUCGCGGGGUUUCUAUCGUGAAGAGGAGGUUGUGCAUGGCUACUACCGCCGCUUAAAGCCUGACACGGCGUGGAUUGUUCGACGUCGGCUGACCCCUACUGACUAUCUUGGGGCGUCGACUUCAGCACAUAAAUCUGCAUUUGCAGCGCCACCCUCAAAAAUGCACGGUAAAAUACUACAUCCAUCCAUAUCAGCCCAUAGCUUCCAAGAUAAGGGUCCAGAUAGAGAAUGGAAUGACCUCCCAGACGAUGUACUUGACAGAUCGGGACCAAGAGUUCAAAACUUCUCAACGAUAAAGGAGACAGUUUUACAGAGCUCAGAUAGCACGGGUCGAGUUGAGGUUAUUGCCAAAGCAAAAAAGAAACGGAUAUACCCAGCAGCAGCCUUCGGAAGUUGA